UUAAAAGCCAGCACUUCUAUGUUCUCCUCUUCACGCUUCUGAUCCUUCUGAUAAGAGUCAGCAGAUAUGCUGAAAAAAAUACUUUGAAUAUGCUUCUUCUAUGCAAACCCACUUUCUCCUUCUAAACCUUAUAAAUUCUUUAUGAAUCCUCAGGAAGUGACUUCACAAGCCAGCCUGAAUUAAAAUAACCAAUCGCCCUUGUGAGAAAAGAUCACGUUCCCUUCUAGAUGACAGAAGAUGUUUUACUCAGGUGAUUGAGAUCUGAUCUUAUUCAUGUGCAUGCACUGUAUGUCAUUUGAGAACUUACUGCAUUCAUAAGGAACACCGUUUCUCUGUUAAUACUUAAGGACCGGGAUAUUUUGGGUCAUAUGUGUUUAUAUCACACAUAUGUUGGCAGAAGGAAGCCCCUCCUGGGGGUGUAAUCUGAAGCCGCUGUUGUAUCGGUGAGUCGCAACAGCAGCAGUUAAGUCACUGCAGUCCUCGACCCGCGUUACACACGCGUUCAUCAUGUUUUGACGCAUAAGGACAGCCUGGUGUUUUCAGCUUGCCUUAAAAUGUCGCAAUGCUUGUGGAUAAGAAACAGCUAGCGCGUGGGUAUCUUGGAAGUACUGAAUUCACGAUUGCGAAAGCUUCCUGGUUCUCGUGUAAAACAGCUGUUUGACACCAUCUGCGAAACGCGAACUCGUAGGACGCGACGCGAGGGGGUUUAUUUCGCCAACAGCUCCUUUUUUGGACGCACACAGAACGCGUCUUCCGCCUGUGCGGAGCCGAUGUCUCUCCGUGGGUGACCGUGCGUGGAAAUCAUAAUGUGGCAGCGCGGAUGCCGCUCGGGCUGGACGCGGGCGCGAUGCAUGGACAGCGGGGUCGACCCCGAACGCGAGCGGCUCUGGGCCGAGCUCUUCGAGCAGCUGGAUCUGAACAAGGACGGACGGAUCGACGUGAACGAGCUGCGGAUCGGACUCGCCGCCCGUGGGUUGUCGUGGAGCUCGGUGGAGGAGCAGAUUGUACGAGCUGGAGACGUUAAUCAUGACGGUCAGCUGGAUUUUGAAGAGUUCACUGAAUAUCUGCGCUCACAUGAGAAACGCCUUAAACUCAUGUUUCGCAGCCUGGACCGAAACAAUGACGGUCAGUUGGACGCCGGGGAGAUCCAGCAGUCGUUACACAAUCUCGGCGUGGACGUGACGUUGGAACAGGCUGCCAAAAUCCUGCAAAGUAUGGAUAAAGACCAUUCCAUGACCAUCGACUGGUUCGAGUGGCGAGAUCACUUUCUUUUUAACCCUCUGCACAACAUGGAGGAGAUCGCCCAGUACUGGAAACACUCAGUGAUGUUGGACAUCGGAGAGCAUCUGACGGUUCCAGACGAGUUCUCGGAGAAGGAGAAGCAGUCAGGGUUUGUGUGGCGGCAGCUGAUGGCAGGAGCCGUGGCGGGAUCAGUGUCCAGAACAGGAACCGCGCCGCUCGACAGACUCAAGGUCUUUCUGCAGGUGCACGGCCAGAGCUCUGAUAAGGGUAACGUGUGGCGCGGUCUGCGCGCGAUGGUGAGGGAGGGUGGUCUCACUGCACUGUGGAGAGGGAACGGCAUCAACGUGCUGAAGAUUGCGCCGGAGACAGCCAUCAAAUUCUUAGCUUAUGAACAGAUUAAGCGCUUGAUGAGAGGUAGUAAAGAGGGAGGAACUCUGAAAGUUCAGGAGAGAUUCGUCGCAGGAUCAUUGGCUGGAGCUACGGCUCAAACUAUCAUAUAUCCUAUGGAGGUGCUGAAGACUCGUCUUACUCUUCGUAAAACAGGACAGUAUUCGGGUGUGGCGGACUGCGCCAAGCAGAUCCUACAGAAGGAGGGCAUUUGGGCAUUUUAUAAAGGAUACCUUCCCAACAUGCUGGGCAUCAUCCCGUACGCAGGCAUAGAUCUUGCCGUCUACGAGACACUGAAGAACGCAUGGCUGCAGCGGCACUCGGAGGGAACACCUGACCCGGGCGUCCUGGUGCUGGUGGGCUGCGGCACGGUGUCAAGCACCUGUGGGCAAUUGGCAUCCUACCCGCUUGCCCUCAUCCGAACACGCAUGCAGGCGCAGGCGUCAAUGAAGGGAGCUCCCCAGUUGUCCAUGUUGACCCUCUUCAGGACUAUCGUGGCUCAGGAGGGUGUGGUGGGACUCUAUCGAGGCAUCGCUCCCAACUUCCUGAAGGUCAUCCCGGCGGUCAGCAUCUCCUACGUCGUCUACGAGCACAUGAGGAAAGUACUGGGAGUGGGAACCUGAGACAGAGAAAGAUAGAGACAGGUCACGUGUAUGUAGAAAGAAAAAAACAAUCAUAUCCUUAUUUUGCUGAAAGAUGGACAAGGUCGAAGACUUGUUUAUUUAAGCCUACAAUAUAUUAGAUCACUGGAGUGAUGCUCACCAAAAAAUAAAAGUGGAUGCGAGGAAGAAUGAUGAACUGAAUCAAAACACUGAUAUAUGCAGAAUCUAAGAGGUGCUGUUCUGAUCCAUUACUGAGAUUCAUGAUGUGCUCUUCAUGUGUGUUGUUGGUCAACAGGGCCCUGAUAUUCAGGUAUACAGGGUAAAGCCCUCUGGAUGCGGUAAAAUGAAUGCCUGCGUGUGGGAGACUGUGUGAGCAUGUGCUGUACUGUACUCUGUGUGUGUGUGUGUGUGUGUAUGUGUGUGUGUGUGUGUGUGUGUGUGUUUAACCCAGUGCACACUACUGAACUCCAAAUGGGAAUGGACAAUAAACUAACUUCCUCCCUUUGAACUUGCAGUGCAAUUGAAAGUGCCUCUGUUUUGAGAAACGUAUAUUCAGUAAUACGCCUCUUCUACUGUACUGAAACCCCUGUGUGCUCUGAAAUCACCAUCACAACCAAACAAGAGUUCUAGAAUCCUCAACGGAAGAUUCCGUAACUCAGGUUUAAAGGAACAGUUUACCCAAAAAUGAAAAUUAGCUCCAAAUGUACUCACCUUCAGGCCACCUAUGUUGCAAAUGGGUUUUUAUGGGAACAGAUUUGGAGAAAUGUAGCAUUUCAUGCAGUGAAUGGGUGCCGCCAGAAUAAGAGUCCAAACAGCUGAUAAAAACACCACAAUAAUCCACAAGUAAUCCACACCACUCCAGUCCAUCAGUUAAUGUCUUAAGAAGCCAAAAGAUGUGUGUUUGUAAGACAUUUUUAAAAUGUAGGACAUUUUUAACUUUAAACUGUUGCUUCCAGCUAAAUUAUGAAUCCAUAAUACAUAAAAUUGCUUUCUGCAGUUAAAAAAAAAGUAAUCUCAUCUGCAUCAGGAGAGAAAUAUGCACAGAUCAAUCCGCACAUACCGGCAAAAACUGUCUAGUCCAGUCCAGUCCAAGAUGUUAACUGAUGGACUGGAGUGGUGUGGAUUAUUGUGAUGUUUUUAUCAGCUGUUUGAACUCUCAUUCUGACGGCACCCAUUCACUGCAGAGGAUCAAUUGGUGAGCAAGUGACAAUGCUACAUUUCUCCAAAUCUGUUCCCUUAAAAAAACAAGCCAAUUUACAUCUUAUAUGACUUGAAGGUGAAUACACUGUCAGCUAAUUUUCAUUUUUGGGUGAACUGUUCCUUUAACUGAUUCUAAAAUCCUGCACUGCGUCCUAGUUUGCAUAUUAUUCAACCUAAAUGGUGUUGAAAAACACAAGGUCUUACUCAUUAAACACAUUUCUGUGUAAUUUGAAACUUUUACGCAGACAUUAAAUGUACUUGUGUUUCAUGAAUAAGGCCUUCACAGCAGAUUUUCGUCUAAGCAUGCAUCCAUGCAUGUUUUUUUCCCAGCUCAUGUUGCCUCCCAACUCAGUGUGAAGUUUAUGAUGGUUUUCUCUCGACUGUUCCAGGUAAAGAAAAGUAUCAAGGAAUGCAAGGCAGAACUUGCCACAGCAGUUUUUAAGUGUACUGUAUGUGAUUUUAACAGAAGUUAUUUUAAGGUUAUUCAUUUAGCUAUAUGCUAACACUGGCAAGCAAGCUUACUUCAAACUCAGAAGUACUUUUAAUGCGCACAUUUAGCGUGUAGUGUAGGUAUCUGAAUUGGGACGCAGCCUUGUAGUUCAGUUUAUAUGCUGUUAUCCUCAAUGCAUGAUUUACUGUAGCCUACAGUUUGGAGCAGAAAGCCUUACAGACUUACGGAUGGGAGAGUGUUUGUUUUUGUGUGUUUUUUUUUUUUUUUUACUCAUAGAACAAUAGAACAAAGCAAAAAAAGACUAUUUGAUUGAGUCACUUCUAGGUCAAUGUACUCUGUAUUUUAUCACUGACUGAGGUGAUAUAUUUAGAUUUUGUAUGUGUUACAAUAAAGAUUCCCACACAGAAUCUGCACUUUUAGAUUUCAACAGAAUUCAAAUGUCAUUUAUUCACAAAAUUCUACACAAGUUCAAGUCUCAAAAUUGGAUUUUCCCUUCUUUUAGGUUGUCUGUUAGCACAUCUAUAUGCUAUUGCACUACUAAAUGUUCACAAUGCAAAUGUUUAGCAGGUAUAUGUGACCUUGGACCACAAAACCAGUCUUAAGUAGCACGGGUAUAUUUGUAGCAAUAGCCAACAAUGCAUUGUAUGGGUCAAAAUUAUCAUUUGUUCAUGCCAAAAAUCAUUAGGAUAGUAAAGAUCAUGUUCCAUGAAGAUAUUUAGCAAAUUCCUUACUGUAAUUAUAUCAAAACUUAAUUUUUGAUUAGUAAAAUGCAUUGCUAAGAAGUUCAUUUGGACAACUUUAAAGGCGAUUUUUCUCAACAUUUUGAUUUUGCACCCUCAGAUUCCAAAUUUAAAAAAAAAAAAAAAUAACCCUUAUGACAGGUUUUGUGGCCCAGGGUCACAUAGAUGCAUGUAAAUGUUUUUCUCUUCUGGGAAAACGGACCAAAAAUAUUGAUGACAUCAUCCUGCACUCACAGAGUGUAUCCAAUCAAAUGCUCUCAAGAAUGACCGUGUCCCUCCCACUUAUUCACUGGCUAUUUAAAUAAUAGCAAUUUACUAAAAUAAAUAUGCUUUCUGCUUCCAAUAAACGCAAGUUUAAAAUAUUUACCAUGUUUACGUCCAUUCUGCAAAAAUUUCCCCACAGUUGGUGUGGAAACUGUGAAAAAAAGUUUGCAGAUUUCCAGUGGUUUUGUGUGUAGACAUUAUUACUGUUCUUAUUUUGAUGUUAACAGAAAUCAUGUAUGGUCAUUAUAUAUUUUUUUGAUGUUCUUCUGUGUAUUUUUUCUUUGAAAGGAAACUAAAGUCUAUUACCGAAUGCAUGUAAGAGAAUGUAUGUAAAUUAAAUUAAACACCACAGAAUCUUUA
This is a messenger RNA of Labeo rohita (rohu), 5246 nucleotides long. RefSeq names its product solute carrier family 25 member 23a (gene slc25a23a). The record is from RefSeq and is a predicted model, not a curated record. The transcript is spliced from 10 exons. Gene Ontology annotation, biological process: transmembrane transport. Gene Ontology annotation, molecular function: calcium ion binding; ATP transmembrane transporter activity. Bases 807 to 2252 code for a protein of 481 amino acids. NCBI's taxonomy places the organism in Eukaryota, Metazoa, Chordata, Actinopteri, Cypriniformes, Cyprinidae.